AUGUGCCGCAAGCGCAUCGCACGUACGGGCUACGAGAAUCAAGGGUUCGGCCUCGUUCAAUUUAAACUGGCCCUCACACGUCCACAGCACAUUACUUACGUUAAGCCACAACAGCUCCGUCGUUUCGGUCUCGUCUCCAAGUGUGCUCCUUCGUCCAGCCAUGCACACGCUCCUGUCUGCUGCGACGUCGAUCGUAUUGGUGGCGUUCUUCACAUCAAGGGCGAUAUGAUAUCAGAAGACGGACUCGGCGCGAUCUGGAACAUCAAAAAUGGCAUAUACGGUGUCCAUACUAUCGACUGCUGCUCGUCUACUGAUAAAGAUGGUAUAUCAAAAUUGCGAAGUUAUUUUGGCUUGAAUCUUUACCUGACGAUGACUGAUUACAUUGGAUCAAAAACAUACCGCUCUAAAGUCAAGUCCGCGCAGGACCUGAACUGUGAUUUUGAGAACCCUGCUCAAUGCAUGUGGCGCAACUACGCAAACCCGUCCACUAAGGGAUCCAUGAACCGCUGGCUGGUUGCUGAAAAAGUCGACAACAGAGACUGGAAGAAUCUCCACAUCAACCCAAAGAUUACUCCAGCAAUGGGAUCGCACGUGAUUCUCUCUGGUAAGGCUUCGCCGAUGUCCCCCGAAACGGUGAUUCUGAUAAGUCACGAAAUACCGAACCAGUCGAACUUCGGAACACUUAAGUUCGACUAUUGGAUCAUCAACCAGGGCUAUUUGAAGGUGUCCGUAAUUGCUGAUUCGCCAUUCAAGCAUCAGCGACACUACGUCCUACUGGAGAAACGCUUCAGCUGUAAACAAACGAUUCUAUGCCGCAUAAUGGCCUGCGGCGACUGCUCCGCGGGUGUGCUCGAAAUCCCGCCCAUAGAUCAUCCCUUUAAGAUUAUGUUCGAAGCAGAAAUCCCGACCGGAUCAUCAUCCGCGGUUGCGAUUGACAACAUUCACUAUAUCGCUAAGAUAAGUCCACCAGCUGAACCUGCAGCAGUGACUGAAACCGUAGUUACAGCCGAACGACUGCCACGUCCAUCCGACGAAUCUUUCGAACAAGGGGAAGGAGGAGACGAGUCAACUAAAGAGGCUGAUGAGGAAAACAAUACCAUCGGAGAGGCUGAAGAAGAAACAAAUUCAGCAGAAACAGAGAUCGUAAAGGAACCUGAUGUUAAACUGAUCAGCAUAUCGCAGAAAACGGGCGCCUGCAGGACAUGGCAUUGCGACUUCCGAGCCGGUAGCAAAUGCAACUGGGUGACCACUAAAAAAAGCGAAAGUACCAGUCGCUUCGAAAUCAAACGCAACCCGAUUGGAUCAGCCCCGAAUGUUAUGGUGAAACCCACAGAUGAUCAUUCGUUCCUUGGCGUAGAAAUCGGAGGCAACAAGGCCUCUUUUGCCACCAUAGAAUCGUCGAAAAGGACGCCUCUCGAAAAAGGUCUGAAGAUGCACGUCCUGAUCAAGCGAGGCACGCAUGGAUCAACGAUGACUGUCUGUUUCGAAAACAACACCAAGACGAAAACAUGCAAACCCAUUGCGGGGCCCAGCUUUACCGUGGCCGACUGGAAAAAUCCCAAGGAGGUUAUCGUCGACAUUCCACAGGGAACGGAAAAGAUCACGUUCAUCGUCGAGAAUAGAGCUUUCAGCACUUCCGGUAAAUCUGCCUUCGGAAUCGAUUACGUGAUGCUGACCGAUACAGGAAAUAAUCCUAUUUGUUAG
Molecule: messenger RNA, 1704 nt
Organism: Soboliphyme baturini
Lineage: Eukaryota; Metazoa; Nematoda; Enoplea; Dioctophymatida; Soboliphymatidae
Source: the annotation of a GenBank genome assembly